Messenger RNA from Eruca vesicaria subsp. sativa (arugula), 406 nucleotides. The record is from the annotation of a GenBank genome assembly. Lineage: Eukaryota; Viridiplantae; Streptophyta; Magnoliopsida; Brassicales; Brassicaceae.
GUAAGGUAAGAUCGUACACGGUGGUCGUUUCAAAUGGAUAAGCAGCGUAAGUCGAAGCAUCCCAAGACCAAUGCUUAUGCCACCACUGUUACCUCUUCUUCUGAAGAAGUGAGCAGUAUUGAAUGGGAAGAAAUAGCAAUGACAAAAGAAGAAGAAGAUUUGAUCAGCAGAAUGUAUAAGCUUGUCGGCGAAAGGUGGGAUUUAAUAGCUGGGAGGAUUCCAGGAAGAACAGCACAAGUGAUUGAGAGGUAUUGGGUCAUGAAGAAUCAUCGAAGUGCUUGAUUACGUUGUUUGAGAUUUUUAUAUCAUUUUUUAUAAUAAUGAAAUACAAAUACGUGUAUCCUCUAAUCGUUGGUAAUUCUGCAGUUUUGUUCUUGUAUUUGGAGUUGUAUCUCGGGAUUUAAUA